Molecule: messenger RNA, 1176 nt
Organism: Morone saxatilis (striped sea-bass)
Lineage: Eukaryota; Metazoa; Chordata; Actinopteri; Moronidae
Gene: hmgn3
Product: high mobility group nucleosomal binding domain 3
Exons: 7
Coding region: 179-532 (117 amino acids)
Biological process (GO): chromatin organization
Cellular component (GO): chromatin; nucleus
Molecular function (GO): nucleosomal DNA binding
Source: RefSeq, a predicted model, not a curated record
CCCUCUACCCAAUGGCAGUGGGAGGUAUAGAGUUUUGGGGAGUGCAUAUAAUCAACAUAUUAUCGAAGGUGCUUAGAUAUUGAUCCUGUAUUUCGAGGUAGUUCAAAUUCGCCUCUCUUGGACCUUCGGGUUUGACCUUAAUUUUUCCGUGCUUGGUGGAGAAUAAUUCACGCGUAAAAUGCCGAAGAGAAAGUCUCCAGAGGGUCCCGAGGGCAAGGAAGCCUCCAAAGUCACAAAACAAGAGCCCACCAGAAGGUCAGAGAGAUUGUCAGCGAAACCUGCUCCUCCCAAGCCUGAGGCCAAGCCCAAGAAGGCCAUCGUCAAGAAGGUGGCAGAUGAUAAGGGGGUGAAGGCAAAGAAAGGCGGUGGUAAGGGGAAGAAGGAUGAUGGCCCUGCCCAGAACGGAGAGACCAAGACCAAUGAGAUCUAUGUGUCUCGUCCGUCUGUCAGUGUGUCUUCAGUCAGAACCACGGCUCCCUCCUUGAUGUCAGUGAGAGGGCAGAGUGAGACAGUCAGAGUUAAGGGUAACUGAAGCAGCGGAGGAGGCAGCUGAGGAGAAGGCGUAAAAGACACGGGCGCGUUCACCGACUCGUCCCCUCUGACUCCAUGGCAGCAAAGCAUCUUUUUUUACUGACGAUUUUUGUACCAUGCUGAAUUUUUUUUAGACUUGUGAUAGUAGAGACGGACAACCAGCAGCCCCAUACUCAUAUGUUCACACUCUUUUCAGCUCCUCUACCUACAGUAUGUUUUUGCUCGAUUCUCCUCACUCCUCCAUUGUGUCACCAUAUGCCUCUCCGAAGCAGAAAGACAGAAUGAAAUGUUUUUAUCAGACGGCUGCAGAUGUUCUUCAUGUUGCCUGAAGGGGGCCGUAAACACGACUGUUAUGAUCUCUGAACCAGCUCUGCCUAUAUUUGUAGUCUCUACAAAAGAUGAUCAUUCUUAUUGGACUAUUUCCCCCCUGAUGGUUUAGGUGAGGUUUUGUGGAAGUGUAUCAGAAGUUUGGAUGCAGAGUUACAGGAAACCAGGUUCAUAGUCGCAAUGGAGAACAUCUGCAGCUUUUUUAAAAAGAAAACAACUUAGUUUUUAGAAUCACCACCACUGUGUUUCACAUAGCCUCCUUUUGUAAAUGAUGUGUGCUGAACGCGAAUGUGUUUGGUGGCGUCUCUGUGUUUAACU